CAGGCGUCUAUUCAUUUCUUCCUCGCAUUCAAUCGCCUCUCCUCCCUCGCCAUGUGUGUCGGUUUCAAAUCGGUUCAGUGCGGAGAAGCAAAGGGCAGCAGCUUAAGUGGCAGCGCAAUGUCACGUGAGAACGUGUCUGUCUGGCGCAGCCUCGCAGAAGAGCCCUAACGCGUCGACGGCGCCAGAAUGCGCCGGCUGUAAUAUGAAGCCUGGGAGGCGCAUUGGCCGAGAGCAAGUCGAAACCCGUAUCGCAACAUCAUGCUGCAGGUAUUAACGCCGUCCAGAUGCCAUCACCGCCUCGUUGUGCUGCUGUAGAUGCGCAAAUGUGAAACUCUGCGAUUUUUCGCCAUCGCAAGUGAGACGCGACAAGAACAUCUGGCGUCCGAAAGCAGACUAGCGGGCCGGCGGUACGUCUCCCUCUGCUAUGGGCAACCCCCGGAAUAUCGUCAUCUCCGGGACGACAGCGUAAAUUGCGCGACCGGUUCGCAUGAUGGCCCGUGCGCACAUACCGCACCCCCAAAACCCGCGGCAGCUCUGAGCAGCUCCCGCCAACGGCUUCCUGCGCUAAAGCGUCUGCGGCGCUUGGGGUAUAAACAAAUAAACAUUGCAAAAUACAGCGUCCAGGCCGGCUCAUCACAGGCCGCCGGCUGGUUAAAGUCAGACCACCGAAGUCCAAGCCCCCAGGCAGCUUCCCAACCUCCAACCCUGCAGCAGCCCGUAUCGACGACUUCUUGCUGGUGGCGCAUCGUUUUUUGCAGCUUCACCGGCGCAUGCUCCCUGUCCUUGUCACUGUCGCCAAUUUCCACCUUGCGCCUGCUUCCGCAGCUGAGGGGAAUUGGAAAUCCGCCAGACCAGGGCCAAAAGUCGAGAGCAGCAUCUUUCCGGCUGGGAGGGGCGCUUCUUCUUCGCCAAAUCCACAUUGUCUUUUUUGUCUCCAUCUGUGAGAAAGUACCUACUCGCCUACUCGCCAACCCGCCCCCUUUCUCUCGUCUUUCGUCCCCCGUCACUGUAUGGUCAAAAAUAGCCACGGCUGCGGUCCCAGGGUCCCCAUUAGACGUGAUUUGGCGUCGCCGCCUAAUUUAUUUUUGAUAAUCUUCGAGACUCCAUCGUCCCCGAAUAGCGACCCCGGAGCUACGGACAGUGCUGGACGCCGCGUAACGCAAACCUCUGUUGUAUGAUAUCUCGACGCGGACUCCUCCGAAAUCAGACGGAGGCUGCGUUGCUCAAGGCUUGAUUCGCAUAGGCUUUUAUUCGCGCAUUUUACCGAAGCAGUGAUUUUUUAUCUUUAAAGACCUGACGCAAGGCCAAGCCG
Messenger RNA from Trichoderma asperellum CBS 433.97, 1312 nucleotides. The record is from RefSeq and is a predicted model, not a curated record. Lineage: Eukaryota; Fungi; Ascomycota; Sordariomycetes; Hypocreales; Hypocreaceae.